Miscanthus lutarioriparius is the source of this 1755-nucleotide messenger RNA. The record is from the annotation of a GenBank genome assembly. NCBI's taxonomy places the organism in Eukaryota, Viridiplantae, Streptophyta, Magnoliopsida, Poales, Poaceae.
AUGCCUCACCUGGCUGCCAAGUUGAUGCUCCUCAUCGUCGCAUCCUUCCGCUUCUUCCUCUACUCGCAGGCCGCAACGCAGCAGCUUCAACGAGCCAGCAGUGCCAAUGAUACCGCAGGCUGCGUGCCAAGCGAGCAGGAUGCCCUCCUGGCGUUCAAGCAAGGCAUCACCAACGACAGCAGCAACCUCCUCGCCUCGUGGCGGCGAGACCAGGAUUGCUGCGGAUGGACCGGCGUCACCUGUAACAACCAAACAGGCCAUGUUGUCGAGCUUGAUCUCAACAGCUUCCUUUUGGUUGGGCAGAUAAGUUCGUCCUUGCUUUCUUUGGGUUAUUUGGAGCACCUCGACCUUGGCACAAAUUUCCUUCAGGGGCCCAACGCUAGUGUGUUCCCGGAGUUCUUGUGUUCUAUGAACAACUUGAGACAUCUUGACCUCUCCUACAUUCCUUUCUCGGGUAGAGUGCCUCCCCUGCUCAGCAACCUUUCCAACUUGGAAUACCUCGACCUGUCCUUUACAUCGUUCUUCGGUAGAAUCCCUCAUCAGCUCGGGAACCUUACAUCAUUGCGACAUCUUGACCUCAGUUGGAUGUAUAAUAGUACAUACUCAACAGAUGUCUCAUGGCUAAGUCGCCUACAUAUGUUGGAGUAUGUUGACAUGAGCAACAUAACUCUCAGCACAGUAACUGAUUUUCCUGAUGUGGCCAACAUGAUUCCAACUCUGAAGCACAUCAUUUUAAUGAAUUGUUCACUUCCAAGUGCAAAUCAGUCGAUCGCAAACCUAAACCUGACCAAACUUGAGGAGCUUGACCUCAGCUGGAACUACUUCGGCCAUCCAAUCUCAUCAUGCUGGUUUUGGAAUGUUACAAGCAUUAAGUCACUCUCCCUAGAUGAAACAUAUCUGUAUGGUUCCUUCCCUGAUGCACUAGGAAGAAUGUUUUCGCUCCAACACCUAGAUUUUUCUUACAAUGGAAAUGCAGCCACAAUGACAGUGGACCUAAAAAAUCUCUGCCAACUGGAAUCUCUAUACCUCGCCAGGAGUCUAUCAUCUGACACAUCCUUGGCAUUUGAUGAGUCUCAAGAUACAUUUUCCCUGGUGACGAAGCAUGAAGUGCUCAAGUAUGGAGCACAUGGGCUAGUUUAUGUGGCUGGAAUUGAUUUGUCAUUGAACCACUUAGCAGGAGGAAUUCCAGAUGAAAUAGCCUCUCUUAGUUUGCUGACGAAUAUAAAUUUGUCAUCGAAUCACUUAAGCGGAAAAAUCCCAAAGAAUAUUGGAUCUAUGAAAUCGUUGGAAUCACUUGACGUCUCAAAGAACAACCUCUCUGGUGAAAUCCCACCAAGCCUCUCAGAUUUAACAUAUCUAAGUUACCUGGAUGUUUCGUAUAACAAUCUUACUGGAACUAUCCCAUCUGGUCGUCAACUUGACACCCUUUACACUGAAAAUCCUUCUAUGUACUACGGAAACAGCGGUCUUUGCGGUCCUCCUCUGCAGAGGAAUUGUUCAGGGAAUGGCACACCAGAGCAUGGGCAUGGCAAUAAUCAGCAAGAAAGUGAAAAAGAUUCCGAUUCAGCGUUCUUUUACUAUGGACUUGGGUCAGGGUUUGAGAUGGUCUUAUUGGUUCUGUUCUGUGUUCUAUUAUUCAAGAAGGCAUGGAGAAUUGCUUAUUUCCUUCUUGUUGAUUUGGUGCACGACAAUGCAUUCGUCUUUCUGGUUGUAACAUGGAGUAGGCUAGCAAGGAGGAACACCAGUAGGAAUUAA